Messenger RNA from Bursaphelenchus xylophilus (pine wood nematode), 616 nucleotides. NCBI's taxonomy places the organism in Eukaryota, Metazoa, Nematoda, Chromadorea, Rhabditida, Aphelenchoididae. The record is from the annotation of a GenBank genome assembly.
AUGGCCGUGAAAGGAAUCCUCACCUCCCAGUUGACAUAUGACGGACUAACUGUCAUGAAUAAGAUCUUGGUCCUCUCCGAGAAAGGCACCACUUUAUUGUGUGGGAAGGCACUGAAGGAUUUUGGAAUUAUGGUACCUGACCAAGAGAAGGCAAGCGUUGGUUUGCAACUAUAAGGAUCGUUUCAUCGAAGGUCUGGACAAAUGCACAAAGCUGGAUGUACAUUUAAGCGUGAAGGAAAAUUCGAUCCUAGUGCAUCGAACCGCUCUUCCCCUUUUUCUUGCCGUUAAAGAUCAAGUGAAUGCCGAAAUGGAUUGUCGUCCGGAGAAUGGAACCCUCGUAAAUGUUGAUACCGUCGAAUGGACCGCUCCGAUUGCUGUUGUUUUACGCGAAUUUCUUGAUUCGCGUAAGACUCCAAGAAAACACCCUUAAUUAUAGGAUAAUCGGAGACGUCCAAUUUUGGUUACUUUUCGGAAACAUCUUGUCCUAAUCCUACACAAUGCUUCAAAAACAAGGGUGCUUGCAUUCACGCUUCCUCCAGGCAGUUUCAAAUACAUGGAGAGACAAGCUUCUACCUUGACGUCUGACUUUCAACUGGCUCCAACUGAAGACAUUUAA